AUGGGCAUUAACCUCAACACUGCUGUGGGGCGACAGCGGUGCCGAUAUCGACAGGCGGUAGACAAUAAAUCCGGUUCUGACUGCAGCGGGCGGGUUGCAAUUAAACUAGUGUCGCGACGAGUUCGCGACCGUGCGAAAGUGAAGCGACGGGGCACGGUGAGGGGGGAUUACAGGAAGGGGGAGGGGGGCGGUGAGGGCCACGACGGAGCGCGGCGCGCCCCCAUGGUGUACCCCGAAACGUCCCGCUGGGGCGCGCCCGACGCCAUAGCGCCCCUCUACGAUGACGUCUACCGAGACGGCGUGAUAUCGACGGUGAACGUGGUGGAGGCCUUGCAGGAGUUCUGGCAGGCGAAGGCCUCACGUGGUGGUGGCGCUGCCGGUGGUGGAGGCGCCCUCGUCAUUUAUGAAUCGGUUCCCGCAGCGCACCCGCCCUACGUUUGCUACGUCACGCUCCCCGGCGGCGCUUGCUUCGGAAGUUUUCAGAACUGCCCGACGAAGGCGGAGGCCAGGAGGAGCGCAGCCAAGAUCGCUCUGAUGAACAGCGUCUUCAACGACCACGAAUCGCGUCUCAUAUCGGACCAUUUCAUUGAGAAGGCGGUGGCCGAAGCGCGCGCCUCGUUCGCAGGCGACAACUCCGCCCACAAUCAGGACGCUAAUGCUGGAAUUGCAGCCUUCAGGUUUAUGCUGGAGGCGAACAAGGGGCGCACGAUGCUGGAAUUCCAGGAGCUGAUGACGGUGUUCCAGCUGCUGCACUGGAACGGUUCGCUGCGAGCGAUGCGGGAGCGGCAGUGCUCCAGGCAGGAGGUGGUCGCGCACUACUCGGCGAGGGCGCUCGACGACACGAUGCGCGAACAAAUGGCGCUCGAGUGGGCCGGCAAGGAACGCGACUCCAUUGCAGCGGGCACUGGUGGAGUACUGCGCGGGGAGCUCGCCAGGGCAGAGAGGGAGCUACGCGCGGCCCGGCUCGCCGCCCGGGAGCUUCGCUUCCCGAAGGAGAAGAGGGACAUUCUGCUGCUCGCUGCGCGCUUGGUGCCACCGCAGCCGCAACAG
Iphiclides podalirius (scarce swallowtail) is the source of this 1050-nucleotide messenger RNA. The record is from the annotation of a GenBank genome assembly. Lineage: Eukaryota; Metazoa; Arthropoda; Insecta; Lepidoptera; Papilionidae.